Molecule: messenger RNA, 733 nt
Organism: Caenorhabditis elegans
Lineage: Eukaryota; Metazoa; Nematoda; Chromadorea; Rhabditida; Rhabditidae
Gene: cpn-2
Product: Transgelin
Exons: 4
Coding region: 20-631 (203 amino acids)
Molecular function (GO): actin binding
Source: RefSeq, marked reviewed
AUCCAAUUUGUCACAAGUUAUGGCCAAUCAUGGUCCCAGCUAUGGGCUGAGUCGGGAACUACAGAAGAAGAACGACGCCCGUUUUGUAUUGGAGGAAGCAAUCGAAGUUCUAAAAUGGAUUGAGAAUGUAACAGGAGAGAGGUUCUCAUUUGAUGUGACCACUUGUGAAUCAUCAACUGACGUCAGUAAUCUACUCAAGGAUGGUGUGAUGCUAUGCAAGCUGAUUGAGAAACUAGAUCCCAGUUGUCGAGUCGUGUAUAAUAAGAAACCAAAAAUGGCAUUUCCAAUGAUGGAAAAUAUUUCAAAUUUCCUGGCAGCUGCCAAACAAUUUGGUGUUAUGGAAAUUAGCUGUUUCCAGACUGUGGAUUUGUAUGAGAACAAACAAUGCUAUAAGGUAAUCGAAUGUCUGCGUCUCCUCGCCGCCGUCGCUCAAUCCCGUUCUUCUCACUUGGAGCAUCCAGCGUGGGUGGUGAAGCUUGCCCAAUCAUCGCCACGUCAAUUCCCGGAAGCAGUGAUGAGAAGGGGUGAAAUGGUGAUCCCAUUGCAAUAUGGUACAAAUAAAUGUGCAUCACAGAAAGGAAUGUCACCAUAUGGGUUGCCACGCCAGAUUAAGCCAGAUCCACAUGGAUAAUAAAUUAACUUUGUUUUUUUUUUGAUUUUAAACGAUUCUAUGCAAUUUUUGUGAUUCUUCGUAUUUUUUUGGAUUUAAUAAUAAUUUUGAUGAAAUUUCAAA